AAAGAAUUUUCUCUCCCCUCAAACUUCAACUCGCAGCUGCUCUUAUCCCCUUCCACUUCCUCCCGCCUCCGGAGUUUUGAUUGACUCCUCGAGUCCUCGUCCUCCUCUUAAAAAUCCUUCAACGAAACCCCAAAUUGAUUUUUCUCUCUCCUCAAACUCCAACUCACAGGAGAUCCCGAGCUGCUCUUCCUCCUCUUAAAACCCUAACCACUCUCCUCCAACAAAACCACCACUUCUAGCUGCACACCACCUCUACUUGGCGGCGCCUCUCCUUCUCGGCGGCUGCUAUUCUCGGGGUUGACGACAGUGUAUAGCUUCUGUUCCUCAUGAUCUUCUAACAGACUCAGCUGCACCACCUCCAUCCAGCUCUGCUCCAACUGCACCAUCAUCAAUGGGAACAUCUAUGCAGGAUGUCAAGUCAGGAAAGUUGAGUUCUGGAAUGCCUGGAGUUUCUGCUCACAUUCAGUGUCAAACACCUUAUCGUAAAGGGUUUAAUAAGAACCAAGUUCUGUUAAAGUCGAGCAAUUCUGGAUGGGAUACUCGUGGUGCAAAUGAUAAUCUAGUGAUUAGUUUCUCAGAUGACGAUGAUAGUGGUAGUGAUGUCGAAGAAAGAAGAAGAGGAAAGGCAUCAUCAUGUGAUAGACCCCCUCUUGUGCUAAACAGCAACAGAAAACCGCCUGCUUUGCCACAUGUAACAAUGAAGACUGUAAGCAGGACUGCUAAAAAUGAAGGGAAGCUAAUGCCCCAGAAGGUGUCUUCUAGUCGUCCUUAUACUUCAUCGAUGGCCAAAAUCCCUGAAUCCAAUGCGAGAAGUGGUGUGUCUGCAUUAGCUGAACAGAAAUCUUACUUGAAGAAUUCCACUGUAACUGGAAGAGGUUUAUCAAGCCAGGAUCCUGGAUGCAGCAAAAACUUGGACAUGAGCAGUAGCAAACUUGAAGACUUGCGCCAGCAGAUCGCCGAACGGGAAAAUGAACUGAAGCUUAAACUGGUGCAACAAAAUAAGGAAAAUGUCUCUGAGCCAUGUAAGGAGGCCAAUACCAUGGGCCACAAAAAAGUCCCAUCAAGGAAAUGUAAAUCAGUACCUUACAAUGUACAGAAUCAACCUAAGGAGCCUGAUAGGAAACGCUUAAAAACGGAUGCUCCAGGUGUGACUGUUAAUUGUAGUUUGUCAGACUGGAUCCCAUUGCCAAAGCAAACUGCAUCGAUCAUUAACGCUACUCCUACAGAUCCCCUAGAAAUACCAAUGUCAAAGCAUCCAGGUGGGAUAAGUAAGAAUCAACCGUCAAGAUCUGCCCCAAACCAAGAUAUACAUGAAAGCGAUAAGAACAAGGUCAAUGAUUAUUGUGAUGCUACAUCUUCUCUUAAGAAAGUCAAGUCAACUUUUGAUAGUAGCUUGCAGGGUCGCUCUUUACAAGUGUUAAAUAGCAAGUUUGAGACUCCUGAUGUGCUUCCGGACAAAUCUAGUCUCUUACUCUGUGUUGGAAAGUCUCAAGCCUUCAAAAGUGGUGAUGUUGAUCUACAGCGUCUGUUCGAACUUGAGGAAUUACAUGAUAAGGAGCUAGAAGAAGCACAAGAGCACAGGUGGAAAUGUGAAGUUGAUGAAAGAAAUGCCCUUAAGGUUUACCGUAGAGCCCAGAGAGCACUGCUUGAGGCUAAUUCUCGUUGCACUUAUCUUUAUCGCAAAAGGGAACAAUAUUCUGCGCAGCUUCGUUCUUGUCUGAUGGAGGAUUCAAGUUUAUUAUACUCUUCUAAGCAGCAUCAUGAAACUGAAGAGAAAUGGAAUUUAGCAAACAAUAUUUCUGAAGUUAAUUUGGAUUUAAUUCCGUCUAGCCAUCAAUUAGAUGACUUCGAACUUGGUAACGGAUUGGGUUAUGAUUCAAAUGUCCAAAGUGCGGAUGGUGAUGCACACAAUAGAUCUUCUGCCAAUGAGGAUGGACACAACUUAGGUUCUGAAGCAUGCAGUGAACCUGAUGCUAGCACGUCAGAUCUUGUUCGUGUAAAUAAUAUUGCUGACAAUCGCUUAUGUUCACCAUCUGGUGAUCGCAAUUUGUCCCUUGAUGAUGAUUAUGAAACCUUUCCUCCGGACCACGGAUCUCUCAAUACCAACUUGACAGGUCCAAGAUCCAAGGACGAUACGAAAAAAAGUGAUAAGGAUAUAGAUGUGGACUCCCCUACAAUCUUCUCAACAGAUGGUUCCCAGGAUCCAUUAUUUCUUGAAGAAUAUCUGAGAUCCAAAUUGAUUUCAAGGCUAGGGGUGAGUUCCGUAAAACGUAAUGGCAUUGGUGAUAACUGUGAAUCAUCAGUGGGUAGGGCUGCUGAGGAAGGGUUCGCUGAUGCAAAGACUCGGAUGAUAGUGCAGAGUGUCUCACUUUCUAAUCCUAAUAUCUCUGCAGCUGACUAUAGAGAUGUUUCCAAGGAGCCCAAAGGUAGCAUAUCUAAGCCUCUAUUAAACACUCAAAACCAACAAGUUGAAGAGCAUUGCUUAAAUGAUUCUCCUGCUCGCAGUUUUAAUCACGAAGAAUGCAGCUUUCUUUCCGUAGAUGUUGCAUCAAUAUCAGUUGUUUCAUUAUCCUCUAUAUUUAAGAGUGCCAUGAAGGCUGCCAGUCCAGUCAUUUUGACCAGUAUUCUGAGUAAAGAAUAUCAGUAUAGCUUCUCUGAUACACGCACUACAAAUAACUUGCUUCUCAGACAAAAUCAAGACAAGUUACACUUGGAGAUGACAAGCUCUGCUGAACAGCUUGUAACAUGCAUGGGUUUUGGUAAGAUCGACUCAUAUACCAGCAAGUCAGCAAUUAAUCCCUUUUGGCCUUUGUGUAUGUAUGAACUUCGAGGAAGAUGCAACAAUGAUGAAUGUCCUUGGCAGCAUGCAAAAGAUUAUUCCGAUAGUGAUGACUCCCGGUCACACUGGGCAUCAAAUUGUCAGAACCCGACGGAUCAGACCGAAUUUUCUUGUGAAUUGACCCCUCCAAGAUAUCUGGUCUGCUUAGAUAGUUUGAAGGACGAGUCUCAUGGUUCUCAUAAAGCUCGUGAUUUUGGGUCGUCUGGGAAAAAUAUUUUCAGCCAUUCUUUGGCUCUUUCAAGUUCACUUGUAAAACACCUUCCUUCGGAUGACCCUUGCUUGCAUGGAAAUGAUGGUUGUGUUGAAUCUUAUGGUGGCAGUGGGCACUCAUUGUAUUUUCAAAGUAGAAAUGGCACUGGGAAUCCACUGCGAAAUGGUUUGGCUGAUAAUGAUCAAUCCCUAGAAAUGGCCCUUAUUAUAUUGAGUCAGGAGGUGAACAAAAUUGAGGGUAUGAAAAAGGCUCUUUCUAUGCUUUCUCGAGCUCUGGAAGCUGAUUCUUCAUCCUUACCUAUCUGGAUCAUUUAUCUGCUCCUGUUUUACUCUACUAAGCACUCUGAUGGGGUGCUCAGCAAAAAGAGUUCAGUUCCGGAGGAUGACUUUUUCUCUCAUGCUGUCAAGCACAGUGAGGUGUCAUAUGAGUUGUGGCUUUUGUAUAUCAACAGCCGUGGACGACUUGAUGAUCGUUUUUCUGCUUAUGAAAGAGCACUCUCCAGGCUGUGCAACUAUGGAUCUGCAAAUCAUGAGCAGUGGAUGCAUAGAAGUGCUGCCAUUUUAGAUCUGUUUAUGCAGAUGAUGUACUGUCUUUGUGUGUCUGGGAAUUCGUCCAACGCCGUCCGGAGGAUCAAAAGACUUGUUCACGCUGAAGGAGAUUUUGAUGAGUCUCAUUCUCUUUUGCUUUCUGAUAUUCUUCAAUGCUUAACGAUAUCUGACAAAUGUAUCUUCUGGGUUUGUUGUGUGUACUUAGUGAUCUACAGGAAACUGCCUGAUUCACUGGUGCAGCAGUUUGAAUUUGAGAAAGAUAUUUCUUUGAUACAGUGGCCGUCUGCCCAGUUAACAGUUGAAGAAAAGCAGGACGUGUCUAGGCUGAUGGAAAUGGCUAUAGAUUCUGUUGGACUGAAUAACAGCAAAUCUCUUGAAAGUAAUAUGCUUAAAUCUGCCCAUAUGCUGGCAAUUAACCACAUUAAGCUUAUGGCAGCUAUAGAUGGUGUGGAAAAUUGUAAGAUGUUUAUAGAGAAGUACAGAAACACAUAUUCGUCAUGCUUAGAAUUCAUUCUAUUAUCAGCCAGAGUUCAUGUUGAUGAGAGUUCAAGUUUAGAAAAGUUUGAGGGAAUAGUUAGCAGUUGGCCUAAAAAUGUUUCUGGAAGUCAGUGCAUCUGGAAUCAAUUUGCCGAAUAUGCACUUGAGAAAGGCAGACCUGGUAGAGCAAAAGAAAUUAUGGACCAAUGGUUUCACUCAGCUAGGGUCCCUUUGCUGUUUCAUAAUGGUUCAGUUGAUGGUGAGAUUGGUGACGAUAAGAGCAUAUCGGAAGAUCCUCCGCCGGGAUCGAAUUUGAGUACUCUUGUGUCCAAUUAUAGCAAUUUGGAUCUUGUAUUUGGGCUAUUGAAUUUGUCUCUGUAUAAUUUAUUCCAGAAUGACGUACUUGAAGCUCACAACGCAGUUGAUAAAGCUCUGAAGGUUGCUGAUGCCGAUGUGUUUAGACAUUGUGUUAAGGAGCAUGCAACAUUUUUGUUCAACAAUGGAUCUGAGUUGAUGAAGGAUCUCUCUCUUUGUGAAUUGAUUAACAUUCUAAAAGGCUAUACCAAUCAUGCUCAGGCUAUUCCUGUCUUGGAACCAUUGACCAGAAAAUUCAUUCAAGAUAUCAGAAAACCUAGAACAAGGCAGCUUGUUCGUAACAUGCUGAGUCCAAUUUCUCCUGAUUCAAUUUUGGUCAAUUCUGUUCUUGAGGUUUGGUUCGGUUUAUCUCUCUUGCCUCCGAAAUUUGAUCAGCUAAAAGAUAUGGUGGACUUUGUUGAAGCAAUUCUUGAAGUUUCACCUGCCAACUAUCAGCUUGUGAUUUCUGUUUGUAAGUUGGUUUGCAGAGAUUUUGAUUCCAGCAAUAACAAAUCUGCAAGUGUAUUGUUCUGGGCAAGUUCAUUACUAGUUAACACCAUCUAUCACACUUUCCCAUUCCCACCAGAGCAUGUGGUGGUGGAAGCUGCAGAUUUGUUGAGUAAACUAACAAGUGUGCAGGAAAUCUGUGAGAGUUUCCAUCAAAGAGCCUUGUUAGUCUAUCCAUUUUCCAUCAAGUUAUGGAAGUCCUUUCUUAACCUGACAACUGCGGCCAGCAAGAGGGUCUCUGUUGUUGAAGCAGCUCGAGAAAAGGGUUUAGAACUUGAGUAGUAUCACUUCACAAAGUAUAGGAAGCAGCGCAUUGACACAACAAUAGAAACAUCUGAAAAAUUUCACAAGCUGCAUAAAUUUUUGAGUAAAUUAGGCAUGUUGAAACAUGUAUAGACAGGAAUAGAAUGUUGUAAAUGAUUUUUGGCAGUGUAGAGAUUUUAACAGGCAGGGAAGGAUACAGUAAUACACAGCAGCAAGGGAAAACGCAAGUGUUUACCUUACAGUAAGUCAGGGUCUGAGGGGAUUCAGCUUAGCUUAGAUUGAGUUGGAUUGUUGUAAAUAGUACCUUUUUUUUCAACAGUGUUACUUUUUGGAAUUAUUUUUGCUAGUUUCUUCAGAGUUGGUGUUUAAUGUAAAUGCACAACUAUUCUAUCA
Messenger RNA from Spinacia oleracea (spinach), 5593 nucleotides. RefSeq lists its product as uncharacterized. Gene Ontology annotation, molecular function: protein binding. Gene Ontology annotation, cellular component: nucleus; exosome (RNase complex). NCBI's taxonomy places the organism in Eukaryota, Viridiplantae, Streptophyta, Magnoliopsida, Caryophyllales, Amaranthaceae. The record is from RefSeq and is a predicted model, not a curated record. Bases 392 to 5218 code for a protein of 1608 amino acids. The transcript is spliced from 11 exons.